GGCGGAAAGAAACCAAGGACGGGGGCGCGGAGGGGCUGGGGAGGGGACAUCAGGCACCCCGGCUGUGUCACACACCUCGUGUGCCACCACGCCUGUGGGCUCACCUGUGAAUGCAGGUUUUCACGUCCCCAUUCUUCGGUGAACAUAUAAAGAGAAGAUGCGAUGUGCCUGCGUGGUCCCCAGGUGCCCACCGACACAGAGCGCUGCUCUCGGAGCUGUGACCUCCGCGAAACACCAGCUGCACCCGACAGCCCCGAAGUGCUGCACCUGAUUGUGAGUUAUCUGGAGCUCUCUCCCUCUGUAUCUCUGUCGUGUAGAUGAAGACGGAAACUUUUAUCCUCCAGAGCAAGAAAAGCCACCAUUUGCCCCAGAAGCGAAUCCUGAGGAGUGCUAAGAAAUGGUCAUACAAAUGUUUCUUUUAUUGCUCGCAGAUGGGCUUUGGAAGUUUGGGAAUCGUAAGGAGCAGGCACAAGCUGUAAAAAAUGGGGAAAGGUUUCCUAUUAUGAGCGCUGCACCCCGUCCCUUACGGUUAACCCUUGUCGUGCUGAGCGGCACCGUCACACAAGUAUUAACUUUCUGAACACGACGCCACAAAGGAAAAGCAAUCACCUGCCGUCAGAUGCUCUCCGGAUCACAGCUCCAGGCUACGGCUAGCAAGGGAUUACUCCUAACUAGCUCACGUAAUGAACGAGCGCAACGAGCAGCGGGCUUUGUACUUUUAAAACUGAUGACCUCGUGUUAUCCAAUUAGAUAAAUAAAAACAUGCGGCAGGAAAGUUGUAAGGUGAUGCAUGUUAACAUGUGUUCAAUAUUGUCAAAAUUUAUAAGUCUGACAGAAAGCAGAUUUGUGCAAAGCCCUUAUAAACCUCCAGCGCUAUAUUAAAAAGGGAACAGCGCAGGGCACUCUGACACAAAUGGUCUCUCACUGUAUGUGUGUAUUAUUGGUCCAAAUUAUUCACUCUUAUUUAACUGCAUUGAAGUCUUUCAUCUCCAUGCUAUACAAUAAUAGUUUCCAUAUGACCGGUGGCUCAGCUAUAAAUAAGAUCAAAAGCAAAAGAAAGGAUUUAAUAAAAAAAAAAAAAAAAAAGACAUUAGGAGUGGCAUUAAAUCAGGAAAACAGCAAAGUUCAAAAUUUUUUUUUUCUCCAGAAAAAAAAAAAAAAAAAGCAGUGCCGGAGCGCCGCGCAGCUCGCCAAGCGUCUUACGAAAGGGCUUUUUGCGAGCCAGUUGUAUGCAAACGCCGUUUCACCACAGCUCCGAGUGGCACAGCCCAAGUUCAACGUUAAAAAGGAGAAGGAGCAAACGAAGCGGACGAGCACCGCGUCCCGGGCCAGGCCGAGCGGUGGCACCAGCACCCCACCCGCGGUCCCCUGCCGCCCCCGGGAGCCCGGCGCGGCGCGGGGAAGUUUUGCUUGGCACGCCGCGCUCACUCGACGUGCGGGGCCAGCUUCCCGGACGGCUUUCCUUCCAGCGAGGCCUGCGGGCCGAUCGCCCUCUUCCAGGGCUCCGCGCCGUGCCCGAGCACCCAACGCGAGCGUGUCGCAGCUCUCAGAGCCAUCUGGGGGCUGCUCUCGCAGCCAGGCUCCCCGGGCUGUGCGCAGGCGCGCCGCUCUCCCACACGACGUGAGAGGCGAUUAUUCACUUAAGCACCGGCUAAAUCCGGAGAUAGAAAAGGGCCUGAAGUACGGGAUUAAGAAUAUUGACUCUUCUCCACUGACCCGCCGGCGAGGGAGCGGAGGAGACCACGCUGCAAGCGAGUCGCCCAGCUCGGGCACUUCAUCGCGGUUUGGCGGCACGUCCCACACCGGGGGGGCCAGCACCAGAAGCCCCCGCGGUGACCCACCGUCUGCUGCUCUCUGCCAGGCACCUGCUUUAGCGGUGACCUCAGCUCUUCGCCCCUGGAGGUGCAGCCAUUUCCCCGGCAGCUUUCUAAACAAAAGCCAGCUGCCGCCGGCCGGCUGGGGGCCGCGGAGCGGGGCCAGGAGCAGCAGCGCUGCCCAGGGCCGGCCACGCUCCGGUGCCGCUCGCACGCAGCCGGCGCGGGGCAAGCGGGCAGCCGGCGGCGGCGGGCCGAGCCCCAAACACCACGGUUCGAACAAUGAGCCUAAUUAGCUGCUGGGGAAUGAAUGAAGCCCUUGUGCCCGGGCGGCGUUUUCCAGAAAAAGGUGUCGCUUCAGUAUCGGUCAGCGGUUUCUCUCUCCCGGCCAGGACGAACUUUACGGCUCGAAAAUCGCUUAAAAAUACGAUAAAGGCCGUAAUUUGCGGGGCAGUCGGAAUGUCAGCCAAUUAGGCAGAAAAUGGCGCUAUAUAAAAACCUUACACUGGAGCCUGUUAUGUCAGAUUUUAUUCCAGUAAGGUCAUUCCGCCCCCUUUUUUUUUCAACGUACGUGAUACCUGUUAGCUAAAAAACACAGCAAGGCAAAAUAAACAACAGAUGCAACAGCUACAACGGCGCUAAGAAUCGAGAAGAUGAAAAGAUAAUAAGAAAAAAUAGCAAAAGCCAGAUUUUGCCUUUUAAACAAUGCCAAGUUGCUCGACUCUUUUUGUUUAUGUAUGAAUGACAUAACUGAAUUACUUCAUGAGCUGCUACUUUAAUUCCUAGGGGUGGAAAAUUCCGUAAGUUAAUUUAAUGUGGAUGUAAAAAAAAUAUACACGAACAUGCUCUCUUCCUGUGGGCCCUCAUGUGGAGCAUGCAGGCGAGCUGAUGGACUUCUAAGUACUGUCUUAAAAAUAACGUAUACCAGUUUGUGUUUUAUAAUGAUUUUAAUCAAUCCCUUCAUGCGCUGCUACAAAAGAAACAUGUGUCUGCUAAGAUUCCCGUGUAAAAGUUAGCGUUUAAACGCUGGUUGCUCCAAUUUAAUUUGAAAUGUUACAAUAAAAUCCCUACAAUCUGCAUAACCUCUGAAAUAACAGGAACUACCGAAAGGCAGGAAAUUCACAGUUAAAGCCGAAAAUAUAUGCUGAGCUCAUGCCCUUGAGAGCUGGAGAUGGGCAGCUCCUGCGAAAUCGACACAAACUCCAAGUUUUUAUCUCGACACGCGACUUCUGCCCUAAAGACCGUUACGGAGGCAUAAAUAUUAUGAGCAGCUUGAAAACAAAGCCUACAUCACCCGUAUCUCUAAGCAACUUCUGCCUCUUCGCAGCCAGUUCACAGAAGCUUCUUUAUGGGUGUCCAGGGUUGUUUUGUGCUUGCUUUACAAGCCCGGCGAGCGGGGGCUACCUUCGCUUUAAUUACCACGUUUUCAGUCCUGCAAACGCUCACGCGUGUGCUUAAUUUCAACGUCAUGAAUAGUCCCAACGGGACGACUCGUGGCAAUAAAGCUCAGCACACGUGUGUUUGCAGAACCGGGGCCCUUGUGGGACGGGAA
Messenger RNA from Cygnus atratus (black swan), 3366 nucleotides. RefSeq names its product translation initiation factor IF-2-like. The record is from RefSeq and is a predicted model, not a curated record. The transcript is spliced from 2 exons. The coding region runs from base 914 to 2110 and encodes 398 amino acids. Lineage: Eukaryota; Metazoa; Chordata; Aves; Anseriformes; Anatidae.